Molecule: messenger RNA, 770 nt
Organism: Rubroshorea leprosula
Lineage: Eukaryota; Viridiplantae; Streptophyta; Magnoliopsida; Malvales; Dipterocarpaceae
Source: the annotation of a GenBank genome assembly
AAACUCCAUUCACCUCCAUUUUCUUCUCCAAUUCUGAGCGCCUCCACCCCAACCAUGGCCAACCAAAAACUCUCGCCCUCCUUCCUUGUUCUCUUCUUACUCCUUCUCUUCUCCACCACUACCAGCGCGGACAACUCCGAUUUCUUCUCUAAGAGCCUCUCUCCUUCUUCACUCAAACUCAAGCAGCAGAAACUCACCCACCUCCACUUCUACUUCCACGACAUACUCUCCGGGAAAAACCCCACCGCCGUCCGGAUCGCACAAGCACGAAUCACCAAUACCUCCUCCACCUCCUUCGGCGCCCUGGCUAUGAUUGACGACCCUUUGACCUUUUCGCCCGACAUCAACUCCACCCUGGUAGGAAGAGCUCAAGGGCUUUAUGCGUUGUCAUCCCAGGAGGAAUCAUCGUUAAUGAUGGCGAUGACCUUUUCGUUCUUGGAAGGGAAAUAUAAUGGGAGUGCGCUCAGCCUGUUGGGGCGGAACCCGCCGUUAAACACCGUGAGGGAGAUGCCGAUUGUCGGCGGCACCGGCCUUUUCCGGUUUGCUCGAGGGUAUGCUCAGGCGAGGACUAAUACCUUUAAUCUCACUACCGGGGAUGCUUGCGUUGAAUAUAAUGUUUAUGUUCUCCAUUACUGAUUAAUUUAUUUGAUCGUCAGAUUGUUGCUUUGGUCCGGUCAGUUAUGUGUUUUUAUGCCUUAUUUACCUUUUUCUUUUUCUUUUUUCUUUGAUGGAGCCUGAUUCACUUUGUUUAAUAUAUAUUAAGAGUGUCC